AUGCUCACGUCACUAUCCAGGUUCGUGGCCAAAUCUGCGCAGCACGCCCUGCCACUAUUCAAACUCCUACGCAAAGAACCUGCAUUCGAAUGGACGGAAGAGUGCGAACGCGCCCUUACCCACCUCAAGCGGGCCCUAUCUAGCCCGCCAGUUUUAUCUAGGCCGGAAGCUGGAGAAAUCUUGUACCUCUAUCUCGCCGUAUCCACCGAGGCCGUCAGCGCGGCCUUGAUACGAGAAAUCCCGGAAGGCCAGAAGCUCAUUUACUUCACUAGCAAAGCACUCCAGGGCCCCGAGAUUAGAUAUCAACAGAUUGAAAAGGUCGGACUCGCGUUAAUAACCGCAACCCAAAGACUCAGACAUUAUUUCCUAGCACAUACCAUAGUCGUGCGAACCGAGCAACCCGUAAAACAAUUACUUGCACGCCCCGACAUGGCCGAAAGAAUGCUCCGGUGGUCGUUGGAACUUGCAGAGUUCGACAUUAAAUACGAAGUAAGAAAAACCCUUAAAGCCCAGGUCUUGGCAGAUUUCGUGGCCGAAAUGGCCUUCCCCGAAACAACAAACAACAACACCCGAAGAUGGACCUUGUAUGUGGACGGUGCUUCAAGCUCAACCGGCAGCGGAGCAGGGAUCAUUCUUGAAAAUGGAGAAGGAACCCUCAUAGAGGUAUCCCUUUCACUAUCAUUCCCGACAUCCAACAACCAAGCAGAAUAUGAGGCCCUGCUAGCCGGGCUGCGCCUCGCAAACGACUUAGAAGCCGAAGACAUUGAGGUAUUCACCGACUCUCAACUGGUUGCAUCCCACAUCUCGGGCAAAUAUCAGGUUAAAAGCGAAGCCCUCGCCGAAUACCUGACCCUCGUGAAAGAAAGGCUGGCCCGAUUCAGGAGCGCCAAAGUAAAACACAUCCCAAGGGAACACAACACGCGGGCAGACGUCCUAUCAAAACUGGCGAGCACAAGAAAGAAGGGAGGUAACAAAUCCGUACUCCAGGAGAUAUUGCUAAAACCCAGUACCAAGACUUCAUCUUCCCUCUCACUCGUAAGCGCAAUUGGGGACGCAUCCUGCUGGAUGACCCCCGUAUACAAUUACUUAACGAGUGACCUCUUGCCCGCCGAUCCGAAAGAGGCCUCCACCAUCCGAAGACGAGCUUACUCGUACGUCUUAGUCGAAAAUCACCUCUACCGGCGAGGAUUUUCCAUACCUCUCCUCAAAUGUAUAGACGAGGGCACAGUCUCCCACAUACUCUGA
Vicia villosa (hairy vetch) is the source of this 1245-nucleotide messenger RNA. RefSeq lists its product as uncharacterized. The record is from RefSeq and is a predicted model, not a curated record. The transcript has a single exon. The coding region runs from base 1 to 1245 and encodes 414 amino acids. NCBI's taxonomy places the organism in Eukaryota, Viridiplantae, Streptophyta, Magnoliopsida, Fabales, Fabaceae. Gene Ontology annotation, molecular function: nucleic acid binding; RNA-DNA hybrid ribonuclease activity.